AGCUGAGGCAGACUGUAUAUAAACUGUGGUGAUCCGAAACCUCUGACAGCAGCUCGAGAAUCGUCUGACUUGAAGCUUUCCAGAGGAAUUUGCUAAAGUGAUCUCAAGGUGUCUUUUCAUCAUGGAUAUAACCAUUUUUAUGAUGGAUGGGACUGCCCACACACUGAGUGUGAACCCACAGGCCACAGUGGGCUCCCUGAAAUCCCUGAUCCAGCAGAAACUAGGAGUUCGCUCUGAGACGCAGAAGCUGGUCUAUGUAAACGGCAUGAACACUGUCCUCAGCGACGACUCGACACCCAUCAGCCACUACGGCUUGAACUCUGGAGCGAGGGUCUCCCUGCUGGUGACCCAGCCUGCGACCAUCCAGGUGUUCCUCAGAAACGAAAAGGGGAAGACGAGCACCUAUGACAUCAAACCUGGCGAGACUGUGGGCAACUUCAAGAAGAGGGUCCAGUCCAGAGAGGGGGUCCCUGUGGACCAGCAGAGGCUCAUCCACCAGAGCAAAGAUAUGACGGAGGCGGGGUACAAACUCUCAGACUACAACGUCGUAUCGCACAGCACCAUCAACCUGAGCCUCCGCCUGAGAAGUGGCUGAGGACACUUCUGGUUCAUCGGAGUUGAUUUCCUGAACAUUCCUUUAUUUUAUUUUAAUUAAUGAUAUAGCUUCAAAUUGUUCUUAUUUAUUUGUAUUUUAAUUUGGAAAAAUCAAUGCAUUCCUCUGUUUAGGCUUAUGUAUUCCGUAACGUUUUACAAAAUAACGUUUUAAGGCUUAAUUCUUUAUUUGGUUUUGGUAGUACAAAUAUUUUAUCCACUCAACAUGUCAUUAUGUUAACUGCACACUGUUAAAAACAAAUAAAAAUAACUUUCCAAAUAUGAA
Anoplopoma fimbria (sablefish) is the source of this 877-nucleotide messenger RNA. RefSeq names its product polyubiquitin-like. Gene Ontology annotation, molecular function: ubiquitin protein ligase binding; protein tag activity. The transcript is spliced from 2 exons. Bases 122 to 595 code for a protein of 157 amino acids. NCBI's taxonomy places the organism in Eukaryota, Metazoa, Chordata, Actinopteri, Perciformes, Anoplopomatidae. The record is from RefSeq and is a predicted model, not a curated record. Gene Ontology annotation, cellular component: cytoplasm; nucleus. Gene Ontology annotation, biological process: protein ubiquitination; modification-dependent protein catabolic process.